AUGUGGAAUUCCAGCCGACAAGAUGGCGGUUACGGUUGGGUGAUGACCGCCAUAGCGUUUGCCGCUAACCUAAUUUUACUUGGGACAUUCAAAAGCUUUGGAGUUUUCUUGCUGCCCGUUCAGGAAUCGUUACAAUGCUCAAUUACAACUCUUGGAACCGUUGUGGCUGCUACUCACACCACUGGAUUCAUUUUUAUUCCACUGAUGAACAGGAUUGCGAAGACGUACGGGGCGAGACGUUUGGCCAUUGCAGCGGGCUUGCUCACGUUUGUGUGCUUUGUUGGAACUUCCACCGCAAACAACCUCCCUCAGUUUUCGGUGUUCGUGAUUCUUUGGGGUGUCGGUGUUGCUAUGGGCUACGGACCUCCGAUUGUGGAAAUGCUGCUGUAUUUUCCAACUAACCCGGCACUGCCUAUAGGCAUAGUGGGCACGGGUGCCGGUGUUGGAAUGAUGUUAUGCCCUCCUCUGGCGGAAUUCCUGAUAGACAUCUACGGUUGGCGUGGAGCCAUGUUGUUAUUUGCUGCUCUGAACGCAAAUAUAUGCGUUCUGGGUGCGCUUAUCAAGCCGGCCUCGUCAACCUACACGGCACUGGACGGAGGUUCUCGUGAAAGCACAAGACAAAGUGACGGAUGUACAUUAUGGAGAUGUUGCACUUUCAUCCUCAAGCGUAUCUGUGAGGUCCUGGCUCUGGACGUUCUGUGGUUUGAACCCAAGUUCGCCAUGCAAGCCCUUGUUAGCUUCCUAGUUGGCGUCAUGUACAGCGCUUGGAUGAUUUUCCUCGUUCCUCAUGCAAUUGCGAGAGGUAUUAACAGUCAAAUGGCGAGCUUCCUCUCCACCGCUGGCGGAGUUGGGACUAUUGUCGGUCGGGUACUACAGGGACUACUCUUGCAUACUGGAUGGGUCACAGCACUUCAGUUCUACACCUUCCUGGCGUUCAUCGAUUUAGUUGCCUUCGUGCUUGACCCUAUCAUUUCAGCCAACUACCCCGGACUCGUUUGUGUGGCUUUCGCUAAUGGACUUGGCAUUCCCACCAUGGCUGUAUUAUUUCUUCAGGUAGCCCAGCAAGUCUUGAGUAAAGAUCUGAGUGUCCAGGGCUGGGGGACAUUAUUGGUCUUCUUCGCCUUUGGAGAGUUAGCUGGUGGGGCUUUGGCAGGAGUUACCUACGAAGCUACAGGAAGUUACGAUACGUCGUUUUGGAUGCUUGGUGGAGUCUCUGGCGUCGCAGUCGUCAUUCUUGUGACUGAAAGAAUUCUGCACAAGUGCAGUGGCGACUAAAGCUCUCCAAAAUGAUGCAGAGAUUGACGGCCUUCACAUAUCCUAACCAUUGAUCAUACAUAUAAUACCUAUUCACCUGUACCGCAGGUCGUUUUAGCUAGGUCAAAUUAAUGUGAAGUGCCGAUAGUAGUCAAAGAGUCCAGUGUAAAGGCUCCACGAAAUGAAUUGUAUAGGACCAUGUUUUGUACAAAUGUAUGAGAACUUUUUGACCUCUUUUUGGUUAAAUUCAUUGAAAAGUGCACUUCUUUAUAGUGGCGCACCCGGGCGGACUCUGGGACUUGAGCCCCCAAGAGGUUGUCCUUUUAUAAAGUAUUUUUUGUUGUCCCACGAUUUGACCUUGGUAAUACGUAUGUGGCCUAUUUUCGAGUAGUAUAACAGGGGUGUAUGUGGCGCAAUAGGGGUUUAAGUGGCGCCACCAACGUCAAAAUAGU
Patiria miniata (bat star) is the source of this 1706-nucleotide messenger RNA. Its product is annotated as monocarboxylate transporter 11-like. Bases 1 to 1275 code for a protein of 424 amino acids. Gene Ontology annotation, biological process: transmembrane transport. The record is from RefSeq and is a predicted model, not a curated record. Lineage: Eukaryota; Metazoa; Echinodermata; Asteroidea; Valvatida; Asterinidae. The transcript has 5 exons. Gene Ontology annotation, molecular function: monocarboxylic acid transmembrane transporter activity.